GAAGUGCAAUUGCGACAACUUAACCUAAGUUUAUGUUGUUGAUUUUCUAUCCGUGUUUUCUAUUCAUCUGUUAUAUGAAUUUUGAAAGAAAAAGGUAGAAAAUUUUAAAUUUAUAUAUUGGGUUCUUUUCUCGUUAAGCAGAGAUUUAACAAUUGAGGCAAAUUUGUGCAGGUAACAUACAGCCAUGGCAGAAAUAUCAAAUAGGAAUAUGGAGUUGAUGACUGACGAUAUUUUGGAACUCAAAAAAUGCGGUUUAUUUACAGACGACGAAAUUAACAUUUUUACCAAGAAACUUACACAGUUACUAUUCAGAUUAAGUAAGAGUACAACACAGUUACAAGACUUUCGAGAUUCGAUUAAGUUUCUCAAGCUUUUAUUAGACGAAGUACGACAGAGAACACGCGAAAAACAAAGUAUAAAGACGGGCAGGCUAAAAAUCAUGAUUAUUCAAAGAUUACAGUAUUAUUAUGAGCACGCUCUAAGAAAGUUUUCUUCCAAUUUAAAUUUUUGUCUUGAAUAUUUAGAUUUUCUUAGUAACCAUUCGAGUUUAGAUAAUGAAGGAGCUAAACACGUAUCCCAAAUGAUAGAGAGAUUUAAUUCUCAACCGAAAGUGUUUGAAGAAGCUGCAGUUUGGUUUAAACAGAAGGAUUGUCAUGGAGAAGCUGUUAAAGUGCUUCUUAAAGGCAUUGGAACUCAUCCAAAUGAACAGCUUUUAUAUCUUGACCUUAUUGAUCUAGAAUUGAGUAAUCCACAAGACAUUAAAAUAGCAAAAUUUAAAAAAUACUUGGACAGUAUAUUAAAAAAUAUUCCCGAUUGUUCUGAAAUGCUUAUAUAUGUUUUGACAUUAUUAGAAACACAUCCUAACCUAUGUCCAGUUCAGGACUAUAUUUUGGAUUUGUUGCUUCAAAAAUACUCGAAUGAAGAGAGAGUAUGGCAUACAAUCGCUACAAUGGAGUUGAAAGGACAUUACUAUAACGCAUCCCCUGAAGAAAUGCAGAAAAAAUCUACUAACUACUCAAUACAAAGAUGUAUAGCAAGGUACAAAGAGGGUAUUGCCAAGAUAUCCACCAAAAAGAAACCAGCCUUGUGGAAGCUAUAUCUAAAUACCUUAAUACACCUUCAGAAGGGCAAUCCUAAUAAUGUUCUUAAAGUAAGUUCUUUAAGAGAGGCUCUUGAAGAAGCAAAAAUGGCGAAAGUUCCAUUGGAAGAACUACAUUGGUAUGCGUGGUUGGAUAUUUGUGGAGGUAAUGAGGAACAUAUUAUGAAAACUCUAGUUGAAGCUACCAGAUGUCUGCCAUCUUCGGAACAGUUAUGGUUGUUGUAUCUGAAGUUCUGUCUACUUAGAAAGGAUUUUAGUAAAGCUGAAGAAGUUUUUGCAAGGGCUGUUAAGUCACUGGGCCGUAGAGCGGCUCCUGUUUGGGAUUUGUACGUUACAGCCCUGCAGCUGAAUUCAGAUGCUAAAACAGAGGAGUUAUUUAAGAGAGCCGUAGCUGAGCCGUACGAAGAAAUAGGCAGAAAAUUCAAACCGAGGUAUUUGAGGUGGAGCGCCAUGUUUAAUCCUGAUCCUGCGUAUUUUCGAAAGGUCUAUUGGGAGUUGGCGCGUGAACGGCCCUUCACCAGGGAACUGCACCGGGAAAUGCUAACGUUGGAAUGUAGGGACGACCGAGACGAUGUCAAAAAACAAUUCGAGGUGUUCAAAUUAUACAGCGAACAGUUCGGCGAUGAUAUCGACGUAUGGCUGGAUUGGAUUGGGGCCAUAUGGGAGCAAAACGCUCCAGACCAAAACGAAGAAGUGGCCAAAGUAUACCAGGAUGCUGUAAAAAAAUUGCCUGAAAUAAAGGUUCAAGAAUUUAUCGAGAAAUACAACGAACGGGACAUUGGAAGAGUGGCUAAAAAAAUUACGAAAUAGUCUUCGUAUAUCAAUAGUUAAUAGAUUUAUAAUAAGUCUUUUUAUGUGUAACCUUGCAAAUUUUGUAAACAUGUAAAUAUACUUUUAAAUAUACGUUUUGAUUAAGAA
Molecule: messenger RNA, 2017 nt
Organism: Sitophilus oryzae (rice weevil)
Lineage: Eukaryota; Metazoa; Arthropoda; Insecta; Coleoptera; Curculionidae
Exons: 8
Coding region: 185-1909 (574 amino acids)
Biological process (GO): maturation of SSU-rRNA from tricistronic rRNA transcript (SSU-rRNA, 5.8S rRNA, LSU-rRNA)
Cellular component (GO): small-subunit processome; Pwp2p-containing subcomplex of 90S preribosome
Molecular function (GO): snoRNA binding; protein binding
Source: RefSeq, a predicted model, not a curated record